Molecule: messenger RNA, 249 nt
Organism: Ichthyophthirius multifiliis
Lineage: Eukaryota; Ciliophora; Oligohymenophorea; Hymenostomatida
Exons: 2
Source: RefSeq, a predicted model, not a curated record
AUGAAAGGAAAUGAUUUAAUUACACCAAUCGCUGAACACAAUUUUCCAGGUUUAAAAGAUGGCGAUUGUUGGUGUUUAUGUGCUUUAAGAUGGUUGGAAGCUUUUGAGGCUGGAGUUGCCCCUUAUGUAAAUUUAAAUGCCACACAUUUAAAAGCCUUAGAAUUUAUUAAAUUAGAAGAUCUUUUAAAAUAUGAUUUAAACAAAGUUGACAAUUGGAAAUAAACAAUUUCAUUUAAGGCUGAUAAAUGA